AUGACCGCGCUGGGCGGUCUGCCCACAACCAGCCACUACUACAACCCAGCACGUAACGAGCUGACAAUGGCCAGCACCACUAUUGCCUGGGCUCUCCCUGUUCCUGUCUUUGACGUGCGCUCUGACUAUUCCGAGAUAUGCUCGCAUGAUUAUCCUCUCGUUGGCGUUAUCUACAGCUCCGAGUUUUGCAAGGUCAUCAGCGCUUGCCGAGGUGGCUUUAUCACCGUGUGGGACGUCUACACGGGGACUUCGAUUUUGCAGUUUCGUCACUACAGCCGCCGCACUCCGCUAAAGGAGGUAGAGUACGAAUCGGACUGUAACAAGUUAGAACUCACUGCCAUAGUCAUGGAUCAGACAGGGAGACGUAUAGUGACGGGGGCUACCGACGGAACGAUUAACUUGUGGAACUUCUCCGGCGGCAUCCUCAUCAAGAACUACUCCCUGCCCGAAGCGGUCGUCGUCUCCGCCAUUGUCAACAUCAAGGAAUUACUUUUUAUAACUGGCUGGGAUAAGAGAAUUUACAUCAUCAAUCUGGAAUCUAAAAGAGUCGAAGACUCUAUUGAGUUUUUACGGCCCAUGCAUACGGAGGACAUUUUGUGCAUGACCCUUGUGGAGCCAGGCCUACUGGCCACCGCCUCCUACGACGGUGACGUCAUUGUCAUCAAGCGCGACACGGGGAAUGGUGGUCUGCUAGGCCAGUUCGCCGCCACGGAGCAAGUAGGAGAAAUGGUGUUGGCCAUGACAACCGACCCACAAAACGAGUUGCUCAUCACCGGCGACACACGAGGCUACGUUAGGGUGUGGGACCUGCUCCUCUACUGUAACAGAGAGGCCGAGUCUAUUUCCGAGACGGAGCUCGAAGCAAGAGACGAUGCCUUUCAUAAGAAAUUCCUCUUCCUUAGGUCUUCAUUCUUGAAAGACAAGGUGUGCUACAGUUUUUGA
Molecule: messenger RNA, 942 nt
Organism: Pomacea canaliculata
Lineage: Eukaryota; Metazoa; Mollusca; Gastropoda; Architaenioglossa; Ampullariidae
Product: WD repeat-containing protein 49-like
Exons: 4
Coding region: 1-942 (313 amino acids)
Molecular function (GO): protein binding
Source: RefSeq, a predicted model, not a curated record